Messenger RNA from Heterocephalus glaber (naked mole-rat), 899 nucleotides. RefSeq names its product small nuclear ribonucleoprotein U4/U6.U5 subunit 27 (gene Snrnp27). NCBI's taxonomy places the organism in Eukaryota, Metazoa, Chordata, Mammalia, Rodentia, Bathyergidae. The record is from RefSeq and is a predicted model, not a curated record. Gene Ontology annotation, biological process: RNA splicing. Gene Ontology annotation, cellular component: precatalytic spliceosome.
GCUCAGUAGCUGGCUCCCCCGGAUGUUGUUGCACAGCUGUUUCCGGGGCGGUGUGAGGAGAAGUAGGACUCCUAAUGGGUCGCAGCCGCAGCCGAUCCCCACGGAGGGAACGUAGGCGAUCCCGGUCCACUUCCCGGGAGAGAGAGCGCCGGCGCAGGGAAAGGUCCCGAUCCCGGGAGAGAGAUCGCAGGAGGAGCCGCUCCAGGUCCCCGCACAGGCGGCGCUCCAGAUCUCCAAGACGACAUAGAUCCACAUCUCCUUCUCCUUCACGACUGAAAGAAAGAAGAGAUGAGGAAAAGAAAGAAACAAAAGAAACAAAGAGCAAAGAACGUCAGAUUACUGAGGAAGACUUAGAAGGCAAAACAGAAGAAGAAAUAGAAAUGAUGAAGUUAAUGGGAUUUGCCUCUUUUGACUCUACAAAAGGGAAGAAAGUAGAUGGUUCUGUAAAUGCCUAUGCCAUAAAUGUAUCUCAGAAGAGAAAGUACAGGCAGUACAUGAAUAGGAAAGGUGGAUUCAACAGACCUUUGGAUUUUAUUGCAUGAGAACUGAAAUGUUGAAGAAUGAUUUCCCCCCAUCUUGGUCAGAGAGUGGAUUUUGUAUUUUGUAUUUAAUAUGCAUCAAAAACGGGAUCUCAGUUCUUCCUUCUUGUAAAGUAAGAAAAUCUUAUUUAUGAUGUAUGCAGUUCACUUACCUUUCCUCCAAAGAAGAUAGGUUAAAUACUACUUUUUUUUUUAAAAGGAAAUAACAUUUGAGGCAAUCAUCAGCCCCAUUUUGUUUGUUCUUAUUCCUAUGGAAGCUGUAUAUGUUUUCUUCUUGGAUGGUUGUUAAAACUUUUUUAAAAACAUAAAAGUAAUUUGGACAUGAGUUUCUCCAAUAAAGUAAUAUUUCUACCCAUUUUA